Molecule: messenger RNA, 2007 nt
Organism: Purpureocillium takamizusanense
Lineage: Eukaryota; Fungi; Ascomycota; Sordariomycetes; Hypocreales; Ophiocordycipitaceae
Product: Microsomal epoxide hydrolase
Exons: 2
Coding region: 180-1586 (468 amino acids)
Molecular function (GO): hydrolase activity
Source: RefSeq, a predicted model, not a curated record
UGCCAAUAUAAUGAGUGAGUGCUGCUGACUCACGCGCUCAAUCGUGGAUGCGACGUAAACUAAAAUCACUCCCCGAUGCCAACUCAUGGCGCGAUCAAUAAUAAGAGGAACAUGACCACCACCACCACCACUGUCAUCGACUCAACUCCCAUCCCACCACCACCACCAUCAUCAUCAUCAUGCCGUCCCACGACGACACGCUUUCUAGCCCGCCCAUGGCGCAGUCCCACGAGGAGGAGGGGGACCUCCCGCCAUUGCCACUCCCCGCCGGAAUCACGUCGCGCUUCGUCGACACGCGGCCCUUUGGCCUCCGAUACCACGUCCUCGAGGCCGUCCCAUCAUCAUCAUCAUCACCAUCUUCAUCAUCAUCACCAUCCGCCUCCUCAUCGACGCCAAUCGCCCCCUCGCCCCGCCCACCCCUCGUGCUCCUCCUCCACGGCUUCCCCAACCUCGCCUACGACUGGCGCUUCGUCAUGCCGGGCCUCGCGCGCGCGGGCUACUACGCCGUGGCCUUUGACCUGCGCGGCUUCGGACGCACCACCAUGACCGCCGCCGACGACGACCCCUCAUCCUCCUCCUCCGGGGACGGCUUCACCCCGCUCGCCAUGGUGCGCGACGUCGUCGCCCUCGUCCACGCGCUCGGCUACCGCUCCGUCCACACCCUCGUCGGGCACGACCUCGGCGCCUUCGCGGCGGCCAUCUGCGCCCUCGCGCGGCGCGACCUCGUCAAGUCGCUGGUCCUCAUGGCGCAUCCCUUCCGCGGGCCGCCCAAGGCGCCGUUCGGUGGCGCGGCGUCCGCAUCGCUGCCUUCCCUCCUCCUCCCCCCGGAAGCACCGGCCGCAUCAGGAUCAGCGGCGGACCGCUUCGACCGCCUCCGCGACCCGGACAUCCAUGCCUCGCUGCGCGCCCUGGACCCGCCCCGGCAGCACUACAAGUGGUACAACGCGUCGCCCGGCGCGGCCGCCGAGUGGAGCUACCCGCAGGGCGAGCCGCUGCGGGAGUUUCUCCGCGGCUACUUUCAUCUCAAGUCGGGCGAUGCGUGCCGGCGGGACGAGGUUGACGACGAUGACGGUCCGCGGCCGCUCGGGGCGUGGACGGCGGAGCGCCUCGCCGUGAUGCCGCACUACUACAUUAUGCGCGCGGGCAUGUCCAUGCGGGACAACGUGGCGCUGGACAUGGCGGCGGAGCAGGACACGGGGCCACCGCAAUCGCCGCAACCGCAACCGCCCGAGUGGCUCACGGAGCGAGACCUGGACGUAUACACGGCGGAAUGGACGCGAACGACAUUCGGCCCCGCGCUGCGUUGGUACGCCGCGCUGACGGGCGAUUCCUCGGCGUCGGCGCUCGAGCUGCGCGCCCUCGCGUCGGCCAAGAUCGGCGUGCCGACGGGGUACGUGUCCGGGGCCCGCGACUGGGGCACGUACCAGGACCCGGGGGCGCUCGAGGCCAUGGAGGAGGGCGAGAGCGUCGAGCCCGGGUGCUACGCGGGGACGGCGCUGCUCGAGGGCGCGGGCCACUGGGUCAACAUGGAGAGGCCUGGGGCGUGCGUCGACGAGAUCCUGCGUGUCGCGGCCAUGGUUGUGUGAUGGUGCAUGAUCUGCGGAUAAUGGUGACUGCUGUACAUGUACUCCUGAGUCCUGAGUCCUUAUAUGGAGUCAACAUGGGGCAUGGCUUGUAUGAGCUGAUGGUAUAGUGGUAUUUCCCUGCUGAUAACGUUGUAGACUUGUGCCAAUACGCAAUACACAAUGACAUUGGUCAUGGACUAUUAUGUCAUACCAUCUAUACCAUCCCAUCGCGAGCCCAGUUGUAUAUUUGUCGGGGGCAUACACCGGCAGGGGCCAACCUCUCACUCGACCUUGACCACCACGCGACAAAGCCUUUCCCGCCAGCAGUCCCCAGACAUCAAUCCGAAAACAAGGCCUCUCCCCCGUUCCUUUCCCCAUUUCGAUACUGCUUGGCUCUAUGCUUCUUCAUGAUUCACCUGUUCAAGUCGUCUGCACAUUUACC